Bipolaris sorokiniana ND90Pr is the source of this 336-nucleotide messenger RNA. RefSeq lists its product as uncharacterized. Lineage: Eukaryota; Fungi; Ascomycota; Dothideomycetes; Pleosporales; Pleosporaceae. The record is from RefSeq and is a predicted model, not a curated record. The transcript has 2 exons. Bases 1 to 336 code for a protein of 111 amino acids.
AUGUCACCCUUCUCCCGCAUGGCCCGCAUGCUCCUCAUCCUGCACUCCCUCGUCAACAUGGCCCUCGGCGCAUACAGCUUCGUCAACACGCAAGAAUACGCCGCCAUCACCGGUGUAGAAGCUUCGGAUCGGGCCUUGCAAUCAAUCGGCCUCAGUACCAUAGCAGUGGGAUGGUACCAACUCAUUUUCACGCUGCAGGGAAACAGGCGUAUGAUGGCAUCUAUGAUACCGCUGAGAUGCGGGUUUGCUGCCGUCAUGUCCAUGUGGGAUAAGACGCCGCUGGUGCUGUAUGAGCUUUGUGUGGUGUGGUUUUGUUUGCUUGCAAUCUUUGCAUAG